GGCGUCAAUUUAAGGCUUAUAUAUCUACGAGGCUGACCAUCCCAGUACAGUGAAAGGAAGCGGAAAUAAACGUCGUCAAGCUUAUGCUAACAGCUCGAGUCAGGCUCCGAGGACGGGCUGGAAGCGAUACAUGACACACAUCGGAGGAUUUUUUUUUCUUUUUUUUCUCGGCACGAAAACCGAGAACGAGGAUCGGGUAAAAACGCGAUCGGGAUUUCGUUGUUAGGCUGCUAACAUCGACGCGGAAUAUAUCGAGUGGAACCUCGCUGCGACCUAUGUAAGGUCAAAGCCCUAAAGGAACGGGUCACCGACGGGAGGAGAGACUCGGGAGAAAAGCAUCUGGACGCAGAAGCUGGGAUAAGCGCUGUUUUUAUUUUUUAUUCAGUCCCUGAAUCCUAACUUGAGCCAGGACGUUAUCUUGCACGCACGCCAUGGAGGCCGUUGCCAAAUACGAUUUCAAAGCGACUGCUGAAGAUGAGCUUAGCUUUAAGCGUGGGGAUGUCCUUAAGGUAUUAAAUGAAGAGUGUGACCAGAACUGGUACAAGGCAGAGCUCGAUGGAAAAGAUGGCUUCAUUCCCAAGAAUUACAUCGAGAUGAAGCCCCAUCCGUGGUUCUUUGGGAAGAUCCCUCGCGCCAAAGCAGAGGAGAUGCUCAACAAACAAAGGCUCGAUGGAGCUUUCCUCAUUAGAGAGAGCGAGAGUGCACCGGGCGACUUCUCCCUCUCGGUCAAGUUUGGGAAUGAUGUGCAGCACUUCAAGGUUCUCCGUGAUGGCGCCGGGAAGUAUUUCCUGUGGGUGGUGAAGUUUAACUCCCUCAAUGAGCUGGUGAACUACCAUCGCUCCACCUCCGUCUCGCGUAACCAGCAAAUCCUCUUGCGGGACAUCGAGCAGGUCCACCAGCAUCCCACAUACGUGCAGGCGCUCUUUGACUUCGACCCCCAGGAGGAAGGCGAGUUGGGUUUCCGACGUGGUGACUUCAUCCAAGUCUUGGACAACUCUGACCCCAACUGGUGGAAAGGCGGUUGCCACGGCCAAACGGGCAUGUUCCCGCGCAACUAUGUCACGCCGGUCAAUCGGAACAUGUGAAACACUCCCGCCAUGUAAACGGCCACCGCACCACCACCACCACCACCUUCAUCAUCAUUCUAGAUGUCAUCCCUCCACCCUCAUCUGAUCCCUGAACAACCACCCCUCUCCUCCUCCCCUCCCUCCCUCCCUCCCUCCGCCCAAUCCUCUUCGCCCAACCCCACGAUAGCACGAGCAGAGAGGAAGAAUGCAAACAAGUGAAAAGUGAGAGAGAGAUAAGACAGGAGCGCUGUGAUAGGCGGCGGCGCUUUGUGGUGGCUGAGCAAAAAAUCCACUUCGACUUAUACUGAGACUGCGAACGCCUCGGUGAGGAUGGCGACUGCCUUUGAGCGAAAGAGAUUUGACUCCCACAGCCGCUUCUGUCUACUCCUUAACUUCUUAACAUUCUGCCGCCUUGUGUUUUGCUUUUGCCGCAUGUUCUUUUAUCAGCCACAUCUGUUUCAAAGGAAAAAACACAAGAAAAAUAUUUAAAAAAAAAAAAAAAAGAUGUUUUUUUUAAUAUAAAAAAAAAAAGAAAGAAAUAAGAGGAGAAGUGAUGCCAUAUACAGCAAGUUCCCAUGUCUACGAUGAUUGGCUCGUGAGCAUUGUACAUCAGCCAUCGGCUGUAUAAAUAAAUCAACUAUAGAGAGAAUCCAUUUUUUAAGAAUAUAUAUAUUAUAUAUUUCUAUGUGUUUGUCUGCAUUACCUCUCAUCACAAAGUUGUAAAUUAUGUUCAAUGGUUUGUUUGUCCCAAUAAGACCUUGUAGCUCUAGAAUGUGCUGAAUUGUCCUUCAAGUUUCUAUCUGAGAGAUCUCGGAUAACACGCGACGUUCCUCACACAAGGGAAAGUCCACUUAGCAUCGGGAGAAGAAACCAAUCAUGCUGGGAAACUCCUGUCGUUGAGCGGCAAGGGUACGCAGCCGUGAAUGCAAGCCAUGUAUGACGUCAGCCGACCCCCCCCUUCCCCCCCCUCGAUGAUGUUAUUUGUCGCAAACCAAUUUGAAUGUAGCUGACUGAGUCCGCAGACUUUAGCAUGUGAGAUGCAGGCUCGAGGAGUUAACUCCGUGGCUGUGCAAGGGAAAACACGUUAUCCACGUUCAUUCAUCACAUUUACAGUACCGCUAGUUAACGUGCAUACUAAAAAAAAAAAAAAAAACCUCACAUGGGGGCUGAGAUU
Messenger RNA from Syngnathus acus (greater pipefish), 2241 nucleotides. It is a transcript of the gene grb2b, whose product is annotated as growth factor receptor-bound protein 2b. The coding region runs from base 432 to 1085 and encodes 217 amino acids. The record is from RefSeq and is a predicted model, not a curated record. Gene Ontology annotation, molecular function: protein binding. The transcript has 6 exons. Lineage: Eukaryota; Metazoa; Chordata; Actinopteri; Syngnathiformes; Syngnathidae.